Molecule: messenger RNA, 8261 nt
Organism: Marmota monax (woodchuck)
Lineage: Eukaryota; Metazoa; Chordata; Mammalia; Rodentia; Sciuridae
Gene: Tmprss3
Product: transmembrane serine protease 3
Exons: 12
Coding region: 29-1390 (453 amino acids)
Biological process (GO): proteolysis
Cellular component (GO): membrane
Molecular function (GO): protein binding; serine-type endopeptidase activity
Source: RefSeq, a predicted model, not a curated record
AAACCUCAGAGGCCCUGAGAUAGUCACCAUGGGGGAAAACGACCCACCGGCCACCGAGGCCCCCUUCUCCUUCCGGUCACUCUUUGGCCUUGAUGAUCUGAAAAUAAGUCCUGUUGUGCCAGAUGCAGACGCGGUGGCAGCCCAGAUCUUGUCUCUGCUGCCCUUGAAGUUUGUUCCAAUCAUCGUCGUGGGGAUCAUCGCGUUGAUCCUGGCGCUGGCCGUUGGCCUGGGCAUCCACUUCGACUGCUCUGGGAAGUACAGAUGCCGCUCCUCCUUUAAGUGUAUUGAACUGACAGCUCGAUGUGACGGGGUCUCUGACUGCAGAGAUGGGGAGGAUGAAUUUCGGUGUGUCCGGGUGAGCGGUCAGAACGCGGUGCUGCAGGUGUUCACAGCUGCUUCGUGGAGGACCCUGUGCUCCGACGGCUGGAAAGGACACUAUGCAAACGUCGCCUGUGCCCAGCUAGGGUUCCCCAGCUACGUGAGCUCAGACAGCCUCCCGGUGGGCGCUCUGGAGGAGCAGUUCCGGGGGCACUUUGUGUCCAUCAAUCACCUCUUGCCGGAUGACAAGGUGACCCUGCUACACCACUCGGUGUACGUGAGGGAGGGCUGUGCCUCGGGUCAUGCAGUUACCUUGAAAUGCACAGUCUGUGGUCUGAGAACAGGACACAGCCCACGCAUCGUGGGUGGAAACGUGUCCUCGCCGGCACAGUGGCCCUGGCAGGUCAGCCUUCAGUUCCAGGGGUACCACUUGUGUGGGGGCUCCGUCAUCACCCCCCUGUGGAUCGUCACUGCUGCACACUGUGUCUACGACCUAUACCUCCCCAAGUCAUGGACCAUCCAAGUGGGUCUAGUUUCUCUGCUGGACAGUCCAGAGCCCUCCCAUUUGGUGGAAAAGAUCAUCUACCACAGCAAGUACAAGCCAAAGAGGCUGGGCCACGACAUUGCUCUGAUGAAGCUGGCUGGGCCUCUCACCUUCAGUGAGAUGAUCCAACCAGUUUGUCUGCCCAACUCUGAGGAGAACUUUCCUGAUGGAAAAGUGUGCUGGACGUCCGGAUGGGGGGCCACGGAGGACGGAGGUGACGCGUCCCCUGUCCUGAACCAUGCAGCUGUCCCCUUGAUUUCCAACAAGCUCUGUAACCACAGGGAUGUCUACGGAGGCAUCAUCUCCCCUUCCAUGCUCUGUGCUGGCUACCUGAAAGGUGGUGUAGACAGCUGCCAGGGAGACAGUGGGGGGCCCCUGGUGUGCCAAGAGCGCAGGCUGUGGAAGCUGGUGGGUGCCACGAGCUUCGGCAUUGGCUGUGCCGAAGUGAACAAGCCCGGGGUUUACACCCGCAUCACCUCCUUCCUGGACUGGAUUCACGAGCAGAUGGAGAGGGACCUGCAGUCUUGAAGACAGGGGGACAUGCUGCCACCAGAGCUCUCGAGGGAGACGGCCCCGUCCUUCCCUGGACUCCUGUGUGGGUACAUUGGACUGAGCAGGUGCCUCCAGGGUUCUGGCUCAAGGCAUGAAUAGCAGAGCCCAAGGGAGCGCCCUCCUGGCCCUCUUCCAAUACUGCGGCCCGGGGCUUUGGGCUGAAGUGAACUUGAAGCUUCUUAUUGCCUCCCACUAGGCACAGAAGCAGCCUUUCCCACCAGCCCCGGGCUCUUCUGGGCAGGGUCGUGCAAAGCACUGAUAAAGCAGGCGAUCCUGCAGGCAGAGCACCACGACCACUUGGCCACACACGGGGACCCAGGGCCCUGAAAGCCAUCCCUGUAGAUGCAGCUCUCUCCAUGUGUCCCUCUGGAUACCAGAACCAUGUCCUCAUAGCCUGGUGCUUGGCUCCUCCUUGGCCUCUUGCUUCCUGAGAACCCUGCAUCUCACUCUUGGCUGAGUGCCGACUCCCCGUGUAGCCGGAAGUCCUGAGACUGGAGCCUCUUCUUUGAUCUCUUCUGUGCCUGUUGUGCAGUUUGCGUUUUUCUGUUGGAACAGGUUUCUUAGCAGGUUCAUGUUGCCUCAUAUUAUAAUACAAGACUCACAAGCAGAGUCAGAAGAGAUGAAGUCCUGGGUAGAAAGGGGCCACCAGCUCCAACCCAGUGGGCACUAAAAACAAGAAGAGUAGAUGGCCGCAGGUCAACCCCACGGAGUCUGUUAAUCUUCCGCACACCUGCCCCUCCCAGCUGACCCCCCUGCCCUGAGUCCCAUGUCACAUAGUAACAGAGGAGGGUCACUUGGUAAGUCUCACUGGCCACUGGUGCUUGUCACAAAUUAAGUCAUCAGAAUCUGAAUCAGUCGCUUUGCAUGUGGCAGUGAUGAACAAGGUCAGUGAGUUUAAAAGAGAGCAGGAUGUGAUCAGGUGCCUGGGGAGGAGCGGCUCCAGGAAGCUUGUGUGUGUGAGUGUGUGUGUGUGUGUAUGUGCACAUGUGUGUUGAGGACAGAUGAAGUACAAGAGCUAGGGCAAACUGGCUGGCAGUGGCUGAAUUUGGAUCUCCCCACCCACACCAGAGCCACGGACAGAUUUCCACACAGUACGGCCCUUGUGCUCGGGGAACAUUGCGAGACCCUCAUGGAUGCCUGAGGCGGGGCUAGUUCUGAACUCUCUCCAUAUCAUGUUUUCCCUAUAUAUACACACACAUCUACGGUAAAGUUUAAAUUAGUCAUAGGAAAAGAUUAAAAGUAAUAACUAAUGAUAAAAUAGAUCAAUUCUGAGAAUUUACUGUAAUAAAAAUUGGUGUGGUUGCGGCUUCUCUUUCUCUUUCAAAAUAUCUUUUGAUAUUUUACCUUUGCUUGAAGGAAGCUCCUCAUGGCUUCUCUUUGGCAUACCCAAACUGCCAGCAUCACUUCUCUUGAACCUGGGGACCAUGAGUAAGUAAAAUAAGGGCCACUUGGGCAUAACACUGCUCUAUCAUGACAGCUAAUCUUAUAGUUGAGAUGAUUCUAAGUGACUAACAGGUGGGUGGUAUAUACAGUAUGGAUACACUGCACAAAGAAAUGACUCACAUCCUGGGCAGGAUGAAGCAGAAUGGCAUGAUAUUUCAUCACACUGCUCAGAAUGGCGUGUAAUUUAAAACUUACUAAUUGUUUAUUUCUGGAAUUUGCCACUUUGUAGUAUCAGACUAUGAUUGAGUUUGUGUAAUUGAAACUUUGUAAAGAGAAACCUUGGGUAAGAGGGGAACUCAGUAAUAGAAAAUGUCCAGCCCAGUUUUACAUUAAGUCUUUUUGCCCAUCUGUCUUUGGAAACAGCAAAUAUCCACAGAGUGAAGGGGAAAGACUUCCUGUGCACCAUCUUGCUUGAGAAACAAGUUUCUGCUCUGUUGUGGCUUCUGCCUUCUCUAACUGCUGCUUAAUUUUGUUAGGAGAUGUCUGGCAGCUGACGAAAGAUCCUGGGUAAAGCAGGCAGGAAAUGAACUCGAGGGUGCUGGGGCCUGAGCCCGGUUUGCCUGCCUUAUUUUCACAAAGGUUCAGUGAGAGAGGGUCUGUAUGAUUCUCUUCCGUGGAUGAGAUGGUGUGAGAAGUGCAGCACUCUCCCAGGGUCCCAUGGAGGGCCAGUGGUGUAUCUGGGAUUUGGAGUAGCUCAUCAUACUACAGGAAAGAAAGCAAGACGGAGUCGGACACUUUGGCCUUUGAGGCAGAAGUUUCUUGUGCCAGCUGUUUGGAGCUAUUGAGACAUGUUAGUGAAUCCAAGUCCUGAUCAACUCUCCUCCUCCAAGGAGGUAUUUGCUUCCACUGCUGCAGCUUAGGCCAUUCUGGUGCCUGAAAGCCAGGCCAGGAGGGACAGUCAUGGCCACAGCCCUCUUGCCUGCAGCCAUCUCCAGAGAAAUGGCUGGAGGAUACACCAGAGACCAAGAGGGCUGCCCGUGGCUGGCUGGGACCUGAGGGCCAGCUGUGGACAUUCCUGUCCUGAGAUGGUGAAUGUCCCCAUAGCCAUCCAGGUCAGAGCCACCAGAAACAGCAAUCUCAAUAGUAUUUCCUAUGACUUUAACGUUUCAAAAGAAUUAUAGAAGACCCAACAACAGCCAGGUGAGGUGGCAUUCACCUGAAAUCCCAGUGACUCUGGAGAUUGUGGCCGGAGGAUUGCAAGUUCAAGGCCAACCUGGGUAACUUAGUGAGACCCUGUCUCAAUAAAUAAAUAAUAAAUAAAUAAAGUAAAAUAAAAUAAAAAGGGCUGGGAAUGUAGCUCAGUGGUAGAACAAUCUGGUCAAAUGCUCAGAACCACAAAAAAGGAGAAGGAGAAGAACUAACAACAUUCUAGAAAAGAGUGGGGGGAAAAAGUCUGGGGAAAAGACUGUUAAAAAUCGGCCAAUAGCUUAUUUGCUUUUUUAUUUAAUUUGACUUUAUUUGUUUGGUCAACAAUUUAAAUAUCAUAGUUGGCCAUAAAAACCUGAAUGCUUGCCUUCCUCCUGGUACAGGAGGUGCCUGUCUGAAUUGGGGUCACCCUGAUGACUGUGUCCUCCAGUUCUCCCUGUCUGGUGCGGGAGUGUCGGUCACAGAUGCAGGGCAAAGCCCUGAAGCCCCAAAGAAUGGAGAAUCCCGGCCUCGGCACACUGCCUUCAGAUGGGCAGGUGCAACUUCUGAGGACCAGCCUCAGCCACGGGGAGGCGGAAGGGACUGAGCCCAGAGGAUAGGAAGCCCAGCCAGGGCCAAAAGAAUAGGACUUCUGUUGUGUGGAUCUCCAGCAUCCACUCUGAUCAGCCCGUUUAGAUGGAGUCGACAGAGUCCCCUAUGGGCCACUGUCCCCCUCAGCCUGUGACAGAAAGCCUCACUUGGCCUGCUGCUCGGCUGGAAUGUUCUCUGUGUGACAGGGUUUCGGGGGAGCUGGGCCUGCAGAGCCGUCUGACCACGCAGUUCUUAGCUUGCUGCCUCAUUUUGUCUCUUUGGGGGAGUGGUCGGGUUCCCCCUGAACUUUGUGGCCCCACUCUUUCCUCAUGAUACCUGUGUGUGCGUGCACAGACCUGUUGGUGUGUGUGCAUGUGGUGGCACUCCCGUGGCAGCAUGGCCACUAGCUCAUGAGUCACUCACUCCACACUGAGACUCAACUGAGAGCGAAGCUGUUCCAUUCUCCCCAUGCUCCUGGCCCCAGGCCAGAGUCCAGGACCCAUAGGAAGCCCAGGAGCUUGGAGACAUGAAUGAACAGCCACCACAAAACAAGCCACCACUCCAUGGAUUGUCCAAGUGCUGCUGCUUCGCACGCCGGCACACUUCUGUCUUGGAAACAGGCGAGACUCGGCCGAAGGCAACAUGAAUUAGUAACACGAUUGGUUUCUCCACUUACAAGUGCAGAACACACUGGAGGUGAGAAGGUGGAGCCCUGCCACAUCUCUGGGUCCCCCUGGGCUCUGGUCUGCAUUAGGGUGAUCAAUCAGAAACACAGCGAUCCAAGGUCCAGUUCAAAGAAUGGUCAAAAGACUGUCCCAGCUGGCGGGAAGCUGCAACAGGAGGCUUCCUUCCUAGGAACAAAGGGGAAGCAGGGUGGGGUUGGAAGCCGCUCUCGCACUGGGGUCGGGAUCGGGUGCGUGCUGGGCUGUCAGUGGCAUUUUCUCCCUUCAUCUGGGUGCCAUGCAGAGGCCCCACCCUCCUCCUGUCCUUGACAGGGAGCUGGCUGUGAUAGGGCCCAGCUGUGCAGGCAAGCUGGGCCUUCUGUCCCCUCCUCACCUGCCUCGGCCACUUGCUGACCCCUCGUUCUGCUGGGGGUCAAGGGUGGGAGGAUGUGGCCCCUGCACCUGCAAUUGCCCUUCUUCUGGCUCCCCUGGCCUGCAGUGGCCCGGCGGGCAGGGGUGGGUUGGGAGCUGCUGAUGUUGGAACAUUUUAAUGUCUAUGACGUUAAAAUGUAGGCGCAUUCCAGUCGUGUGGACCAGCAGGUGUGCGGCCACGCUCCUCUUGAAGAACAAACAUCCGAACUAGGCUGGCUUUGGCCUGUUAGGAACUGACCUGUCAACCCCGAUAGGUGUGCAGAGACAUCUAUUUGUGGUUCUGAUUUGGAUUUCCUGGUGGCUAACAUCUUUUCAUGAGAUGGCUGCCAUCCUCUUUAGUGAAACAUCUCUAUGCUCUUUGCCCAUUUUUUAAAGCGGAUUGUUUUCUACUGUUGCAUCUUUUUAUAUUCUGGAUACAAAUCCUUUGCCAGAUGUGUAGCUUGCAAAUAUUUUCUCCCAGUCUGCAGGCUGUCUUUCUGUCCCUGUCCACUGGGCUUUCCUACUUUGGUGUGGUUCCGUUGGCGUUUUCCUUGUACAUCUGGUGUUCAGAGUGCCGACUUGAAGAACCCUUUGCUUAGUUCUAGGUUCUCAACGUUUGUUUUUGUUUCCACAUUUUUUACAUUGGUGCCUUGAAGUUGUGCAUAACGGUGGGGUUUAUUGUUACAUGUUAUGUAAAGCUUUUCGCCUAUUUUUCUCAAGGUUCUAUAUUUUAUUAUAUCUCAGUUUUGGUUCUAUGAUGUAUUUGAGUUUCAUAUCAGGUGUUUCAGCGCCAUUUGGUGAAAGGCUUUCCUUCUUCCACUGAAUUGGUUUUGCUCCUUUGCCCAUAUCAGCCGGGCAUGUUUGUGUGAGUCUGUUUCCUAGUCUCUCUUUUGUUUGUUGAUCUGUGUGUCUAUCCAUCUGCCACUACCACAUUGUCAAUCACUGUCCCUAAAACAGUGAGCCUACAUGUCCUGGGUGGGGUUCUUCCCACUGAUCUUCUUGUUCAAGCCUGUCUUGGUUAUCCUGGGGCCUGUGUCUUCCGUAUCAGCUCUGAAGUGAGCUUGUGGGUGUCUCUAGGAAACCUGGCUGGGCUUCUCAGGAGCUCCUCUCCCCUGUGGCCAAGCCAGGGGACGGACUCUGGGCCUGCCUUCCCAGGCACAGACAUGGCGCGCCUCUGCAUUUUCCAGGACGUCUGGCUCUUCCCUCAGAACCUCGGCGGCGUUUCCAGCAUAGGAUCUUGUCCAUGUUAAGUGUAGCCCAUUUUGAGUGACUGUAAAUGGCAGUUGUGUUUCUGAUGUUAAAUUCUGCGUAUUCGGUGACAGUGCACAGAAGUGCGGGUGCUUUGGUGUGGGGCCUUGUAUCUGGGGUCCUUACUGGUUCUCUCAGGAGUCUCUGGGAUUCUUUUGUUGUGUUUGCAGAUUCACUGGGGUUAUUUCAUUUUAGAGGCUGGGUGGAGGCCAGCGCCUCGCACAGACUAAUCCUGCCCUACCUCAGGCUGCAGCCCGUCCUCCCCGGGACUUACCUGUCCUGCAGAUCACCCAUGUGCACACGGGGGGCUCCAUUUCUUCCCUGCUCAUCUCUGCAUUUCCUCUCUUCCCUUUGCCUGGUUUCAGUGACGACAGCUUCUAGGCCCAUGUUGAAUGAGACCUGGCUUCCUGGCCGUACUCCCAGCCUUAGGGCAGAGGUGGCCAGUCCUAAGCAGGAUGUUAGGUUUGUAGAUGUUCUUUUCCAAGUCAAGGAACACCCUCUGCUACUAACUUGCUAAGACUUUUUAAAAUUUAUUAUGAAUAGAUGCUGGAUUUUGUCAGUUAUUUUCCAUAUCAAUCAUACAACCAUGAGCUUUGUCUUCUGUGCCUUGCUGGUGUGAUAGAUUCCAUUCAUGACCCCCUAAUGUCGAACCAGUCCUGCACGGUGGCAAUGAGCCCGCCUGGUCAGGUGGAGUUAGUGCAGGGUGUUGUUGAAUUAGUUGUGCUGAGAUUUCACCAAAGCGUCUUGCAGGUAAUCCAAUAUGUGCUGUUUUCUUUUUGUAAAUUGGUGUUGCCUGGUUUUGGUAAUAGGGUAAAAUGAGCUGGGAAAUGUUCACCUGCCUUCUAUCCUUCUGGAAGAGAUUGUGUGAAACUGGUGUUAAUUCUUUUAAAAAAGGGUAUAAAAAUGUCUUCUUUUUUUUUUUUGAGAUUUAAAACUAUAAAUUCAAUUUCUUGGGUGGUCAUAGGGUCAUUCAAGUUGUGCAUGUCAUCUUAUCUGAGUUUUGGUACCCUGUGGUUUUUGAGGGCUUAGUUUAUUCAGUUGUCAGAAUCUUGAGUAUGAAGUUCUUGAAAAUUUUUUCCCUUCAGAUGCCUGCAGGGUCCGUUGUGAUGUCCCCUGUUAAUUUGAUAUGAGUUACUGUGUUCUCUCUUUUUAAAUCUUUGUUAAUUUUGCUAUAGGUUUGUCAGUGUUACUGAUUUUCCCAAAGAGCAAGUUUUUUUUGGUCUUGUUUCCCCACUAUUUUCAAUUUCAUCUAUUUCUGCUCUUACCUCUAUCAUUUAUUUCCUUCUCCUUGGGCUUAUUUAGUUCUUCUUUUUCUUGCCUUUCAAGGUAGGAACUUAGGUCAUUGAUUUGAGACCUCUCUCUCUCUC